GGAGUUGGGCUCCCCGACCAUGCCGAAGCUUGGUCGGGAAAAGUCUCCUCCACCCCCACCUCCACCAGGAACACCCUUCCCGCCUGGAUUCGACGCUGCCUCUUUUCUUCAGUGGGUCAGUUCCAGCCUGGGACUUCCUCAGGCGUCCAGUUCAUCCCGCCAACCUCGGGACGUUGACGGGGCGGUAGCGUCGACCAGCCGAGCCGGCGUAGUCGGUUCCGGGCGCAAGCAUCCAGGUUCGGAAGUGGAAGAGUGUUCGGAGGAGGGGGAAAUCACCAUUUCGGACUCUGAAGAGUCUGAUGAAGGUACUAGUAACUCCUUGUCAUUCGAUAAUCCUUACGAUAAGAAAGGGAAAGAAUCUGAACUUCCCGAGCAAGUCGCUACAUUUUUGACCGAGGUCUUUACUCAUAAAUUAACGUAUGCGGAGUUCAAGGAGAGGAAGGAAGCUUUUCCAACUCCACCUAGCGUGGAGUUAGCGCUUCGGGCACCCAUUCUAGACCCAGUAGUGGCGAAUAUGAUUAAGAACGACACCGUCAACACGGAUAAGAAUUUUAGUGAUUGUCAGGAUAAGAUGCUCAUGGCUGCUAACCCUCUGGUGGAGCUUUUAGCGGCAGUUAAGGGUUCGGACCAUCCCCUGAACCCAAAUGCUGUGUGUAAAGCGAUAGAAUCGUCCUUGGUCUUUUUGGGUUCAGCUUCCUCUACUAUGACUCAGUACAGAAGGGAAUUGUGCGGCAGGGACAUGAAACAGGAUAUGAAGCAUGUUUUCAAGACCGACUUGCCCACUGGUUCUUCCAAAUACUUGUUUGGAGACACCUUUUUGGAGAAGGUUAAUACAGCCGAUCAGGCUAGACGCACCUUGAGUAAGGCUUAUAAGCCAGCCCCUUCGAGUACUUCUAGGGCUAGGGACAGGUUUCAGUCCAACCGCUCGAAGUUUAACAACAACAACAACUACAACAAUGCUAGACCAUGGUCAAAUGCCGGGGGUAAGAAAACCUCGGGGUUUCGUUCAGCGCAGGGCACAAAAGGCCCAAACAAACAGUAGCUCUUCCUCGUCAUCAGACUCUGCUCUGUUCUCCGGUUCAGCACGCAGGGCGAACAGCUUUUUUCAUGAAAAACUGGGAAAGGAUUUCAACAGACAGAUGGCUUUUGCAAACAGUUCGGGGUUACCGUAUAGAAUGGGAGUCCACUCCAGUUCAGUUCGUUCAGCCGGUCACAAAUAUAUCUGGGGAGGACAGAGCAAAGGUUGUAGACGAGGAAGUGCACAGUAUGUUGGAGAAAGGUGCAGUGGUCCAGGUGGAGCCCUGCGAGGGCCAAUAUGUUUCUACGAUUUUCCUAGUCCCGAAAGCUCGGGGAGGCUGGAGACCGGUUAUAAACCUAAAGUCUUUAAACAAGUUUGUUCUGAAACGUACUUGCAAGUUCGAAGGGAUAAACCUAGUCAAAGAGUUGUGGAAAAAAGGAGAUUUUCUAGCAACUAUAGAUCUAAAGGAUGCGUACUUUACCAUCCCAAUAGCUCAGAGCGAUCGAAAAUUCCUUCGUUUUUCGUGGAGAGGAGUUCUUUGGGAAUUUCAGUGUCUUCCCUUCGGUCUGACGUCGGCGCCGAGGGUAUUUACCAAGGUUUUGCGGCCGAUUGUGGCCAUUCUAAGGAGACAAGGAUUGUUAAUAGUAAUUUUCCUAGACGACUUACUGAUCAUUGCAAGGUCGAGGGAACAGUGCUUAGAGCACAUUGCUAUAGCCAGAGAGCUUCUAGAGCAACUCGGUUUUGUUCUCAACCUGGAAAAGUCGCAGUUGAUACCGUCUCAGGUAGCGACCUUCCUAGGCCUUGUUCUCGAUUCUCGUACUUUGACAAUUUACCUACCAGAAGACAAGUUAGACAAGGUAGUGAGUUCUUGCCAAUCACUUCUAGAACAGGAGGUGAUAGGAACCAGGCAGCUAGCCAGCGUGGUGGGGCUGUUAGAGUCCACCAAGCAAGCCAUUCUUCCCGGGCCCUUACAUUUCCGGGCUCUGCAACAGCUUCUCAAUUUCGGCAUAAAGAAGCCGGGAAAAUUCGACUCUUCAGUCAGUCUAACCCCAGAUGCAGUAAAAGAUCUACAGUGGUGGAUCAGUCAUGUGCGCGAAGUAAACGGUCGCCGAGUCUUUGUUCCGUCAGACCUGACAAUUUGCACAGAUGCCUCACUGGAGGGAUGGGGCGCGCAUUGCAAUGGUCAGGAGACAGGCGGGCGCUGGUCACAGACAGAAGCGCGCAUGCACAUCAAUUGGCUAGAGUUGAAAGCGGCCUUCCUGGCGCUAAGAAGCUUUGUGAGCGCGGAUACUCAGCAUGUUCUGCUAAGGCUGGACAACACAACAGCCGUUGCAUAUGUGAAUCACAUGGGGGGAACAAGGUCGCCAGAUCUGGCAGCCUUGGCCCUGGAGAUGUGGUCGUGGGCCUUGGAAAGAGGCCUGAUGUUGUCUGCAACUCACGUUCCCGGAUUGACAAACACCCUAGCGGACAGGUGUUCGCGGGUUUUUCUGGACAAGGUCGAGUGGCAACUGAACCGCUCAGUUUUCCUGUCAUUGAACAAUUGGACAGGCAAUGCAUUGACAGUAGAUCUGUUUGCGUCUCGUCUGAAUGCUCAGCUGAAGGAGUAUGUCUCUUGGCACCCAGAACCAGAGGCCAUGGCAGUGGAUGCUCUAAACAUUCACUGGGGCAACCUGGGGCUAGCGUAUGCCUUUCCCCCCUUCAGCCUAGUGUUCAAGGUACUGAGAAAAGUCCAGUCAGACGUAGCAACAGUGAUUUUGAUAGCUCCAGUUUGGAAGUCUCAGGCUUGGUACCCCAAGGUGUUGAACAUGUUGUUCGAGAGUCCGGUUCUCCUGCCACAGAGCUGGGAUCUGCUGUUCCUGCCACACAACAGGAGACCCCAUCCGCUGUUGCCAGAUCUGAUGCUUGCCGCGUGGCCAAUAUCAGGCGACAGUUGCAGGGUCGGGGCCUUUCGGCAGGGGCUUCAGACCUCAUCCUCUCGGCUUGGAGAGAAAGUACUUCUAGACAGUAUCAGUCAGCAUGGGCUCAGUGGGCCAGCUGGUGUGAUAGAAGGGAGAUUGAUCCAGUUUGCGGCUCUAUAGAGAGCGUAGUAGAAUAUCUUGAAUGGAUGUUCCGACAGAACUACUGCUAUACAUUGUAUGUCAAUUGGGGUGGCUCGUUCUGCGAUCUCGUCUGUACACUUACCAGUAGACCAUUGUAAUGUGGGUAGUCACCCUCUAGUGUCCAAACUGAUGAGAGGUCUGUUUCACAAACGUCCUCCUUGUCCAAGAUAUGUUUCAACAUGGGACGUCAGUCGGGUCCUAGAGUACCUUCUGCAUUGUUGCCAAGCUAAUAGUCUUAGUUUGAAACAGCUGUUUCAUAAGUUGGUAACACUAGCGGCAUUGGUGUCAGCCGACAGGGGUCAGACUUUAGCGGCUCUUGACUUGAGAUUCAUGAAAAAA
Messenger RNA from Branchiostoma belcheri (Belcher's lancelet), 3456 nucleotides. RefSeq lists its product as uncharacterized. Bases 20 to 1042 code for a protein of 340 amino acids. Lineage: Eukaryota; Metazoa; Chordata; Leptocardii; Amphioxiformes; Branchiostomatidae. The transcript is spliced from 2 exons. The record is from RefSeq and is a predicted model, not a curated record.